AUGGCCUUUGUUCUUGGGACUAUGCUUGAUCCUGCGGCGUUGACUGUUACUUUGACGAUGCAAGAGCUCAUUCCACUCCCACUUGCCGUUAUUAUCCUCGAACGUGACGUCCUACCGGCUUUCUACAUUCGUUACGCAAUAUUACCCAUCCAGUACGCAUUGUCAUCUCGUAGCCCCGUAACGAAGUAUACAUGCUCACAACCCCAACGCAGAGACCAUACGCGCGGUAUCGCUACUGGGCUUCUCACAACCAUCAGCAAAGUAAAGUUACCAAGCCUGGACCUAUCAACCUCAUCCACCCGGUCCCUCCCUAGGUAG
This is a messenger RNA of Laccaria bicolor S238N-H82, 318 nucleotides long. RefSeq lists its product as uncharacterized. Lineage: Eukaryota; Fungi; Basidiomycota; Agaricomycetes; Agaricales; Hydnangiaceae. The record is from RefSeq and is a predicted model, not a curated record. The transcript has 2 exons. Bases 1 to 318 code for a protein of 105 amino acids.